Messenger RNA from Fonsecaea erecta, 1497 nucleotides. RefSeq lists its product as hypothetical. The record is from RefSeq and is a predicted model, not a curated record. The transcript has a single exon. Gene Ontology annotation, molecular function: aldehyde dehydrogenase (NAD+) activity. Bases 1 to 1497 code for a protein of 498 amino acids. NCBI's taxonomy places the organism in Eukaryota, Fungi, Ascomycota, Eurotiomycetes, Chaetothyriales, Herpotrichiellaceae.
AUGAAGCUCCCAGAGCGCUACACUUUCUACGCCGGAAAGCCUCAACCUUCCUCACCUUCCCCCAAUACCUUCCAUUCCAUCGAUCCGUCGACCGGCAAAAAUGUCUGCACAAUCCACACGUCCUCCCAAUCCUCCAUUGACUCGGCCAUCUCGUCGGCAAGAACAGCCUUCCCUUCAUGGUCCAGCACGCCGCCCGUCGAGCGAGCCAGAAUCCUUCACAAGGCCGUCUCAAUACUUCGGUCUCGUAACGAUGAGCUGGCCAAGAUCGAAACCAUAGAUACGGGCAAACCCUUCUCAGAGACGUCCACUGUGGACAUCGUCACCGGCGCAGACGUCCUCGAGUACUUCGCCAACCUGGUCGCGUCAGGCGGCUUGAAUGGUGAAUCGUUCCGUCUAAGAGAUUCUGCUUGGGUCUAUACCUCAAAAGAGCCGCUCGGCGUCUGUGUCGGCAUCGGUGCCUGGAACUACCCCAUCCAGAUUGCGCUGUGGAAGUCGGCACCAUGUCUUGCUGCUGGGAACACAAUGGUGUACAAGCCCUCAGAGGUGACGCCGCUUCAUGGCCAGUUCCUCGCCGAGGUCUACAAAGAAGCCGGUGUUCCUGACGGCGUGUUCAACGUCGUCUAUGGAGCGGGCGAAGUGGGUGCUUACUUGACGAAACAUCCGGUCGUCGCCAAAGUUAGCUUCACCGGGCAGGUCUCAACGGGGCGCAAGGUUGCAGGUUCCGCCGCCGGCGAGAUGAAGUACGUGACCAUGGAACUGGGAGGGAAAAGCCCCGUGAUCGUGCUGCCGGAUGUCGAUGUUGAACAGGCCGUGGAUGGAGCCAUCAUGGCCAACUUCUUCAGCACCGGCCAAGUCUGCACAAACGGGACGCGAGUUUUCGUACCCAGGCACUUGAAGCCCGAGUUUGAACGAGUGUUGCUGCAGAAGCUGAAAUAUGUCCGCCCGGGAGAGCUGAUGGACAUGAACACCAACUUCGGCCCGCUGGUCAGCAAGGCCCAUUACGACAAGGUGACCAGUUACAUCAAGUACGGCAUCGAGGGGGACAAGGCGAAGCUGCUUCACGGCGGCCUCGACCAACCUGCACACCUCCCGGCGCACCUGCGGAGCGGGUUCUGGGUGCAACCCACCGUCUUCACCGACUGCACCGACGACAUGAGGAUCGUCAAGGAAGAGAUCUUCGGCCCGGUCAUGGCCAUCCUGCCCUACGACUCGCUCGACGAGGCCGUCGCUCGGGCCAACGACACCGAGCUCGGUCUGGCGGCAGGCGUGUUCGGGAGGGACAUCAACCAGUGCCACACCGUGAUCAAGCAGCUGCAGGCCGGCAUCACGUGGGUGAAUACCUGGGGCGAGUCGCCCGCCGAGAUGGCCGUUGGAGGCUGGAAGCAGAGCGGCGUCGGGGUCGAGAAUGGGCGCAGAGGUCUGGAGGCCUGGGUGCGGAAUAAGAGCACGCUGGUCGAAAUGGGAGGCAGUGUCCCGACGGUCUUUGCCAAACUAUAA